Fragaria vesca subsp. vesca is the source of this 2235-nucleotide messenger RNA. RefSeq names its product pentatricopeptide repeat-containing protein At3g62470, mitochondrial-like. Gene Ontology annotation, molecular function: protein binding. The transcript has a single exon. Bases 1 to 1941 code for a protein of 646 amino acids. The record is from RefSeq and is a predicted model, not a curated record. NCBI's taxonomy places the organism in Eukaryota, Viridiplantae, Streptophyta, Magnoliopsida, Rosales, Rosaceae.
AUGUCAGUGUUUGUAAGAAGCAGGAGCAGAAGAAGAAGCAUACUCUCUGAAUCAGAUGUCAACCUACACCGCAGCUCCGCCGCCGAGAUACGCGGUGCCUGUGAAGGACGAAGACUACCAGGAGGAGGAGGACAGCAAGGAUUCAGUGCUACUGGUGGCUCUCUGCCCCUGCCUGGUUUGCUUAAUUCUGCUCUUGAUUGUAGUCUCCAUCGUUCUCAUGGUCAAAUUCCGUUUCUUUUGCCACACCCCACUUCACUCUUUACUUUACAAGAACAAAUGCUAGCUUCAUCUUCUUCAGUUAUCUCGGCUUUCUCAAUUUCAACUAAACCAUGUGGUCAUUUACUAGCAAAUAAGGUUAAUUUUCAUAGGGGGUUUUCUAGUGUCACCCAUGGUGAUGAGGAGGAGGAGGAGGAGGAUGGAGGUGGUGAAAAUGAGGAGGUUAGUGUUGUUAGUUCAAGUGCUGACCCGGAGGAGGUUGAUAGGGUGUGUAAGGUGAUUGACGAGUUGUUCGCAUUAGAUAGGAAUAUGGAGGCGGUUCUUGAUGAAUGCGGUGUUGAAUUAUCUCAUGAUUUAGUCGUGGAUGUCUUGAAACGCUUCCACCAUGCUAGAAAACCUGCAUUUCGGUUUUUCUGUUGGGCUGGGGAGAAGCCAGGUUUCCAACAUGAUUCCAGGACUUAUAAUUUUAUGAUGAGUAUUUUAGGGAAGACUAGACAGUUUGAGACUAUGGUGUCGCUGCUCGAAGAAAUGGGAGUCAAAGGACUGUUGACUAUGGAAACUUUUGUGAUUGCUAUUAAAGCUUUUGCCGCUGCCAAAGAGAGGAAGAAAGCUGUUGGCAUCUUUGAGCUUAUGAAGUAUUACAAUUUCAAAUAUGGUGUCAAUACUGUAAAUUGUUUGCUUGAUUCUCUCGGAAGGGCAAAGCUAGGGAAAGAAAUGCAGGUUCUUUUUGACAGGUUGAAAGGGGAGUUUACCCCAAAUUUACAAACUUAUGCAGUGCUGCUUGACGGGUGGUGCAGGGUGAAGAAUUUGCUGGAGGCCGGGAGGGUGUGGAACGAAAUGAUUGAUAAGGGGUUUGAACCUGAUGUUGUUACACAUAAUAUUAUGCUUGGAGGUUUGUUGAGGAGUCACAAGAGGUCUGAUGCUAUCAAGUUGUAUGAGAUCAUGAAAGCCAAGGGUCCAUCACCUAAUGUUAGAAGCUAUAGUAUUCUGAUUCAGAACUUCUGUAAGCAGAAACAGAUGAAAGAAGCAAUCCGCUUUUUUGAUGAAAUGCGUGAAUCUGGGUGCCAGCCAAGUGUUGUGGUUUACACAAACUUAAUCACAGGGUUUGGAAAUCAGAACAAGAUGGAUAUAGUUCAUGGAUUGUUGAAAGCGAUGAAGGAAGAUGGUUGCACUCCUGAUGGGGUGACCUACAAUGCCUUGAUCAAAUUGAUGACGAGGCAGAGAAUGCCGGAUGAUGCGGUCAGGAUAUACAAGAAGAUGAUUCAAAAUGGUGUUGAGCCAUCAAUACACACCUAUGUCAUGAUAAUGAAGUCUUAUUUUCAGACAAGAAAUUAUGAUAUGGGUCGUGCAGUAUGGGAGGAGAUGAUUGAGAAGGGGUGUUGUCCGGAUGAUAACGCAUAUACUGUUCUCAUUGGAGGUCUUAUAUGCCAAGGAAGAACGGGGGAGGCCUGCAAAUUUCUAGAGGAAAUGAUAGAGAAAGGAAUGAAAAUUCCUCAGCUAGACUUCAACAAGUUUGCUGCCGACUUCUCCAGAGCUGGGAAACCUGACAUACUUGUGGAAAUGGCUCGAAAGAUGAAGCUCGCUGGUAAGUUUGAACUCUCCAAUGUCUUUGCUAGGUGGGCUGAGAUGACGAAGAAAAACUUAAAAGGAAGAGAUCCUGAUGAAACAAGCGAUCAAGGAAUCUAUUUUACUUCCCAUGGUUCCAUCCAUGAUACUAGGUCUUAAUAUGGCAGAGGCAUCAGGAUAAUCAAGGGCCGAGCAGAACAUGAAGAUUUCCCUAGGGUUACCAAAACACUGGUAUGCAGUCCUGAGACUCCUGACAAAAUUCUUUUACAUGUACUUUACUGAGUUAACUUAGGUGUACUUGACCUUCGUUUUUGUUGGUGUGAAUUGAAUUGCUUUUUUUUUUGAAGUUAUAGCUUGAAUAUGUCAUAAAAUUCCUUGUAUUAUACUGUUACCUCCCCUCCCUUUGUUGUAAUCAGAUAAUAUUGUUGGUGAUGAACAGAGCAUCCCAUAUUC